This is a messenger RNA of Trichoderma atroviride IMI 206040, 789 nucleotides long. The record is from RefSeq and is a predicted model, not a curated record. NCBI's taxonomy places the organism in Eukaryota, Fungi, Ascomycota, Sordariomycetes, Hypocreales, Hypocreaceae.
AUGAAAUGGCUUGUGAAAGAGGCAAACCUGGAUGUCAAUCUUGCGAGGAGGGGAGACACACGUGGUUACAAUACUGCUGCACAGAUCGCGGCACAGAGACGACCCAAUAUACUGCAAUGGCUGGUGGAUCAAGAUUUCAUGGACCUGGAGAGUGAGAAUGAUAGUGGCCAUGAAUACGACAACGUCCUAAUCGCAGCCGCGGCUCGGGGCAACGUCACAUCGGUUCGGAUUCUGCUCGAUGCCGGAGCCAAUGCGAAUGCUGCCGUGCACAAUGGCAAGUAUGGAAGUGCCCUUGUCGCAGCAGUAACGUUGGAUGGAGCUCUUGGGAAGCGCGAGGAAGUAGUUCAACUGCUCCUUGGUCAUGGCGCAGACCCAAACAUGCUUAUAAGAGCUGGCGAAUAUGGCAGCCCGCUUGAGGCAUCUUUGACACAAGAUUGGGCAGCUCAAGAGUAUUGCAGAAAAAUGCAGCGCUUGCUGUUAGAAGCCGGUGCGGAUCCCACGGCUCGUUUCUGGGGUCGAGAGGAAGAUCUUAGAACCAUGAUUGAAACGAUUGGGACAGAGCGUGCCAUUGAAGCCCUUGGCCAAAGUCGGCAUCCUGAUGAGCGAAGAUUCCGAGAGCAGCAAGAUGUUACACACUGGAAAGAGACAAUCACCUACCUUGCGGAGGAAGUGGGCGUAGGCGAGGAAGUUCUUCAUACAAUCGGCCUCUGGGAAGUCGAGCCCAAGCCUAAUUAUUUGCCCUCGGGAUGGCAAGAUGGGUUUAUUUUGAGAUACAACAAGUAUCGCUAG